AUGGAGGUGGAAGAAAAUUCUUCGGAAACUCCGUAUGUAGCUAUAUUUAAAACUUAUUUUUACCAAUGCUAGGUUAAUAACUCUUGCGUAACUGUUCCAAGACAUUAAGGUGUGCUAUUUUUUCAAUUUAAUGCUCACAUGGGACACGAUUUGUCUCAUUGGAAUCGCGCAGCCUAGAGAUUGUGUGAAACAGAAAGGAUUUCAGUUUAUUUUCUAAAAUAUCGGAGAAACAUUCCAAACCUUCUUGAUCCCAACGUCAAUUCAUAAGUCUUGAGAAGAUUUGAAAUUAUAUGUAUUUCCUAAGGAUAUCACAGAUGGAGGAUACAUGUGCCCAAUUGUGAUAAAAAAAACCAAACAAAUAAACAAACAAACAAAAAAAAAACGCUAAAAAAUAAAACAUGUUUCAUCUUUUUCGGGGCCAGCUGAUUACCUAUGAAUGAAAAGAUGUAAACAGUAAGGGAUUUUAUGAACCAAUUGUCACAAAGUAUUUUCCAUUUAUUGAUUAUUUUAUACAUCAAAGACACAUUGCAAUUAUUGUACAUCAAAGUUUUCUUGUUAUGACUUUAAAAACAUGUGCGAUGAGUCGGACAAAUCUCAGCUGAAAAUAACUCUGGAUUAUGAUAAAAGUUAAAAAGUGUUACCUAUCUCUUUAUCUGAGAACAUGUUGUAGGUAGACUGUACUUUCUAAAAAACUGUUCAAAUCUUACACGUGCCAACUUGGAAAAAAAUAUGUGGCUGUGCGGAAAUUUUUUCCACUCUGACUAGUAAUGUGAAUUUAUAUCUUCAGAAUGGUGGUAGAAAACAAAGGUGAUUGGUCUGGCAGAUGGAGUCAUGUUCAGAGAUUGCUGUUGAGAAGCGGGCCUUUGGCUCAUCAAGACUUUGAACCUGGACCUCAGGUAUUACCAAUGGACAACUUUGACAAAUAAAUACUGAUCUUACUUACCACUCAAACUCAAAAAUAAUCAGCAUUAUGGCACUGUGUGAUUAAUGGUGUCAGACUUAGUGAGGGGGGGACUUAGUGAGGUGGGGGAAGGGGCAAUGAUUGGAGGGCCCCAAGAAAAUAAGGAAGAGGGAGAAAUUAAGUUAUUAAUGAGAGUACAAAGCAAGAGAGAAAAAACGCAUAGGCUCAAGACAGCAGGAUAAGAAAAAAAGGUGAAGGUUCUUGUCCCCUUAUUCCCUAACUAGCACAUGUAUGAGGUUUCUUCUUUGGAGUCUAAGCAAUUUGAGUUAAAAUGAAUUUCUAGGGCACUGUUCAAAUGCUUUAUAGUAAACUGGUAUUAGAGGUGUUUUUGCGUCUUCACAAAAGAAGUAUAAAUUGUCAAAUUGCAUGCGAUUGUCAACAUUGGCAAUUUGAACUCAGCAGCAUUUCUUGCACCCUGGCUCCCUUUUCUUCACUAGGUUCUUGAAUUUAUGCUUGAUACAGCUAAAAUUCUGGUUAUUGGAGCUGGAGGAUUAGGCUGUGAAUUACUAAAGGAUCUGGUGAGUAUUUGACUUUGCAAAGAAAUGCAUGUCUUGUUGCUUUUUGAAUAUGUGCUCACUCUUGUAUCUUUAUUCUAUACCUGCCAACGUUUUUUUUGUUUUUUACUUGACAAGUAAUUUUUUGUAUAGGACUGUACUGACGAUAUUCAUGUUAUGCUAUUUGUUAUUUAAAUGAAUGCUUAAUUAGUUUCUGAUAUAAAUGCCUAAUAUUUAACUAUUGCUUAACCCUUCAACCCCCUCCCCCCCUGUCACUGAAGUUAUACAUGUCAUCUUGCUGACAGGUCAUGAGAGGCAACAAGGUUAUCAGCUUGAGGAUGUUUUGUUGAUGUGACACUUAACCCUUUAACUUCCACAAGUGACCAAGACAGAAUUUCUCCUCACAAUAUCGAUACAAUAUCAAGUAGACAAGUGACGAGAAUAAAGAAAAAUAUCAGUUAGGGGAUUAAAAGUUGAUUUAAUGCCAAAUCCUCCAAACCAACAUCACAAGAACUGUAUGACAGACAGUGAGGAGAGUUACUGAUGAGAUCUCUUGGGAGUUAAAGGGUUAAUUCUCUGGUGUAAUUUACAAGCAAUUGCAUGGCAAGUCAUUAGGGAGGAAUACUAAUCAGAUCUGGGGCCUGUUUCUUGAAUGUUCAGGUAGCUUUACAGGUGUGUAAAGCAGUACUGUUUUCAUUCCAGAUGGGAGUCUCAAAGGUUUUGAAAAUGAUACUGAAAGCUGUUGGCUAAAGAAAGGAAAUGAAAUGGUCAGGGUGCCAGAACCUGCUUCUCCAAUCUUUAAAUUUUGAUUUUAAAAUAUGGCUUUAGGCCUGUUAAGUUUCCACAACUUUUGAAAAUCCGGCUCCUGGGGACUUAAAAGGUUAAAACAAGUUUGAAUUAAUGCUUUACAUCUUUGCUUGGCAGGCAUUGAGUGGGUUUAGGAACAUAGAUGUUAUUGAUAUGGACACAAUAGAUGUUUCAAAUCUAAAUAGACAGUUUCUGUUCAGGUAUUACUAACCUUUUCUAAAUAAAAGGAAUAUCAUCCAUUUUAAUUGAGAAUUAGGAAAUUGUCUAUGAAUACUGAAUGCAGUAUACUGAAUAUUCAGUAUACUGAAUUAAGUUAUUUUUCAAAUCUUUACUGAAGACGUCUUGUGUUCUGAAAUUUAUGUUUUACAUAAAUCUUAGUUGUAAGCUAAUCAUUUUUAUGAUGUUACCCCAAAAUGGCAUAGUUUUAUUCACAGGAGGCAGGAUUGAAUGAGUAUAAUCAUUCUGUGCCUAUGCAGGUUGUGUAAGUGCUCUCUUUUGUGAAGUUCUAAUGGUAAAGUUUACUUCAUUCAGGUAAACUUUAUCCUGUGGAAUACCAAGGAAACAAAGUUCUCUGAUUGGUCAAUGUGGAUAUAAUUAACCCUCAUCAGGUAAACAUUUUCAGCGCAUGCUGAUUUGGGCACAAUGUUUCUGACAUGUGAUUUUCUGUUUUCCCUUAAUUUCAAGACCAAAAGAUAUAGGAAAACCCAAAGCUGUUGUGGCUGCAGAGUUUAUCAACAGUAGAGUGGCAGGCUGUAAUGUUACUCCGUAUCCUUUAAAUUCAUGACUUGUUUCCUUUUUCUGCUUCUGACUAGUAAAUUUGAAGGUUUUUUAAAAUUUUAUCAUCUAAGCUAUGUCUGACUCUUAUAAACUUAGAGUAAAUUUUUGCACCUGUCACACCUGUGGAUUGUAAACUCAGAUCUCAUGCCAGUAUGUACUGUAUUUCAUCAAAUAAGUGCUCACUCUCUAAAAAGCACCCCCCCUCCAAAUAAGUGUCCACCCCCUUGGCUAUAACAUCAAACACAUGCCCCCUUGGCUAUAACAUCAAACACACACCCUCUUGGCCAUAAAAUCAAACACAUGCCCCCUUGAAUAAGCCCCCCCAUCCCUCCUCUUCUCAUACUUCUUUAAAUAGCAGGGAUCCAAGGAAAACCUGUUUCUAUUGUCACUUUAUUUAACUUUUUAAGCUUCAACUACAAUGGAAUCAGUACAGGUUUAUUUAAUAAUUUCUUAAUAAGUGACCUUGAUUAAGUGCCCUUCUUCCAAUAAGUGCCCCUCUUUUCAGCCAAAUUUUAAAUAGGUGCUGGGCACUUUUUUAAGAAAAUGCAAAAAUUGCUAGUGAAUUUUGUAUGCCGACAAGAAGCCGAAGGGUUUGAGUGAUCACUGACAGUGCUAACUCUUACUAUCAAGAGAAAUGAAAAGUCUAUGGGUUGGAAUAAUUAUACAUUAGUUGAAACAUUGGGUGGAGAGGACAACUUUGUUACUAUUUGAAGCAUCUUGAGAAAUUUCCUGGUGAUCUUCAGAUAAAAUCAGCUUCUCUGAAAUUUCUGGCACUUUUAGGAUGAAAAUCUUUCACCUUUGACUAAUAACUUUGGCAUGAUACAAUGUUGGUAUAAGAUGAGCUUCUUUGACAAGUUAUUUUACAGACAUUUUAAAAAGAUUCAAGACUAUGAUGCAGAUUUUUAUAGAGGUUUGUUCAAUCAAUGGGAUCUGUAGAAAACUGAAAAUUGCAAAAUGUGAAAAUGAGUUUUAAAGUGCUGGUCAGAUAAGAUGGAGCAUUUUAAGUUACUUUCAGAUAAAUGUGAUUUUUAGGAGGCUAUUUGAUGAAAGAAUGUUAAAUAUAUAUUCAGUAAAUCAUAUUAAGUAAUUUAUUUUAACAGUCAUUCAUAUCUACACUAUUUGGUUACUUGCAUCUUGUUAGUACUACCAUAAAUCAAAUAUUCAAUACAUUAUUUAUGGCAGGAUUUCACCUUAUAGUCUGUGGAUUAGAUUCCAUUGUGGCGAGGAGAUGGAUAAAUGGAAUGGUGGUAUGAGUUAUUUCAAUUAUUUUAUACUAUGAUUUUUUCAGUAGUUAAAAUUGAUAUUAAAAACAAGUUGCAUUUGUCUUCCUAAUUCUAAUUUUCCCUGCCAGCCCUCUGGUAGCCCUUUUAUACAAAUGAUACCAUGAUUCUAGUCUUUAGAAUCACAGUAAAGUUUUUGAAGGGAAUCCAAACUAUUUUUUGUUUCAGCUUAGUCUGUUAGAGUAUGAAGAGGAUGGCACACUGGAUCAGACUAGUAUUAUUCCUAUGGUAGAUGGUGGAACAGAAGGUAAGACUUAAGAAAAUUUAAAUUCCCAAGGAAACUCCUUUGAAUGCAAAAAAUUAAGUUUUGUAAUUGUAAACUGUUGUUGCUCUAAUUGGCCAUUGAUUCUAAUUUGCUACUGAUCAACCUGAGCACUAUUGCAAGGGUUGUGGUUGUGUUGUUUUGUUAGGAUGACAAUUACUAUUUAUGUGAUGUCUCUGAUAACAUCUUCGUAUAUGUAAAGCAUGCUGAAUGUAGAUGGACCAAUACAGAAAUCCUUUGAACAGAAAGCAUUAGGUAACACUGGGUUGCAAAUGGUUCACAUGUACAAUUACUAUCAGAUUUAGAGACAUUUAGUAAUGAACAGGAAACUGACUGUAUCCCAGUUAAUAUUUUCAUAAUAAUUAUGUUAAAUCAUGCAGGUUUUAAAGGCAAUGCACGAGUUAUUAUACCAGGGUUAACAGCCUGUGUGGAGUGCACACUGGAUCUAUAUCCACCACAAGUAAGUCAGACUAGUAUUGAUUGAUUUUAGACAUCUUUCAUAAAAGGUGGGCUUAAUUAUCAUUCUAACUGUACAUAAUGUAAUUAAUAUUGUUCUUCUUGGCCUCAACAAAAUGUGUAAAACCCAAAUAAUUUCCACUAAAAGUGAGGCCAAGAAGGCUGAUUUGCCAUGAAAGAAUUGGUCAUGAUAAUCAUUAUCAGAAAGGCUUUAAUUUAACAAAGAAUUCUCAUAAUGUAUUAAACCCUUGGCUUAUCUUUUUUAGUUUGAUAGAGUACUUAUGACUUGCUUUUUCAUUUCCUCUGACCUGAUUGGUAAUACUAAUUAUACACUUACUUGAAUUUGUAGAACUUCAAGGAGUUUUACCUCCAAAUUAUUGUUGAUGUUGAAAGGGUUAUACUGCACAAAGUUAUCAAAUGUUAUGUACCUUAAUUUUAUAGUUUUUGUAUCUUGUUUCUAAUAAUUAAAAGAGAGCUGAAUGGGGCAGGAGUAAGUUUGAUUCAGAAAUGGAUAUGGUACUAUGGUAGAUUCAAUAAUUUUCUCUGGGGAUGCCUGUUAUCUAUCAGGGACUUUUUUCAGGCUACAGGUGUUGAUGAGUAGUUUAUUGUUGUUGAUCUCACAGGUUAACUUCCCUUUAUGCACCAUUGCACACACCCCUCGUAUGCCAGAACACUGUGUGGAAUAUGCAAAGGUACUAGUUUGGCCACAAGAACAUCCCUUUGGAGGUAUGACACUUUUAUUGUAGGUAAUUAAUACUUUCUUUGGUUACUGAUAUUGAUAGAGUACCUUGCAUAGGCUAUUUUUGCAAGAGCCAUCUUUCACUGAUUAAGUAAAUGGCUAUUGCUUAUGUUAGAGGGUGUGCCUGUUGAUGGAGAUGAUCCUGCCCAUGUUCAGUGGAUUUACGACAAAGCCAAAGAAAGAGCAGAUAGUUUUAACAUCCAGGGACUGACAUACAGACUAACUCAAGGUGAGAACUCACAGAGAGACUACCUGUUGAUAGCAGUGCUCUCAAGUACACAAGAAUCAACUAGCACUGUAAUAAUAUGGUCAAAGAAACCACUCCUUGGUAUAGUGGUGUUUAGUCUGUCCUAGUUGAUGGUAAAAUAUAAGAGAGCUUUAGAUCUGACUACAAGUAUGGCUAUGACUAUGAGGUUUCCUUGCCACAAGUAGUUUGCAUGACAGGUCAUGCAAACUCUGGAAAAGUCUUAGCUAAUUAUGAGUUUUACUGGAGAUCUUGUAUUCACACUUCAAGUUGAAAGGUUAGUCAAAAUUGUUCUAUUUUCAGAUAAAACUCUUUCAGGAAUACAAAAACACCACAGAGACUUGAUGUUUAUUUGUAAAGUGUUCUAUUAAUCCUGAAAAAGCUACGCUCUCAUUUGUCAUAUCAUGUUUAUUUUAAGUUACAAAUUUGUUGCAGGUGAGGAAGACCUCAAGGGGCUAGUGCCACUCUACUCCCUGUCCAAACUUUUGUUGUAGUCUUACUCCUAGUCAGAUUUAAAGCUCUCUUGACAAUUGUUUCUCAGGCUUCUGUACAAAGUCUAUCAUGUGUGUGGACUGUUACAAAAAAAAAUUUAACUUGAAGAUAAAUCCUUAUGCAGCACUUAUUAUUUCUAUCAAAUCUUUUGCAAUUCCGUUUUCUUUGCCUGAAAUUCAAGACAAAGGUUUGACAUCUGUCUUAAAUUAUCUUUUCCUCAAGGUGUAGUCAAGCAUAUUAUUCCUGCUGUGGCUUCUACAAAUGCUGUCAUUGCAGGUAAAUUGACUCAAGUGGUUUACUGUAAUUGCCUUUGGGAUAUGGGAUAGACUUCAAAGACUUCGGUGCAGAUUAGAGUAUAAUAUAUAUUACCUCAAAUUAAUAGUGCUAGUGGUAGUGGAGGUUAAAGAGUGCUCAACCCUAAUUUCCAAAUUGAUCACCUCAGCAUGCAGGCUUGUCUUGCAUUACGAUAGUUCAAAUGAAGGAGAAGCUGUCCACUAAAACUCUUGCAUAGGGUAGGGAAUUUGUGACAAUUAUAGAAUGGUGUUUCAAAAUGCACCUGAAAGUGGUUUAGUACAGGCCAUCAUGGCCUCCAUGGUCUGAGGGAACAUACUCCAUGGGUAUAAAAUAGUUAACUGAGUUCUUCCCUCCUCAUGGCUGCUACAGAAUUGAUGUACCUUGAAUAUUCAUUUUGAUUUGUACCAGCUGCUUGUGCUCUUGAGGUGUUCAAGCUUGUAUCCAGGUAUGGUUGUUGUUUCGUUGUAUGAUAGUUUACCAUGUGACAUCAAAUAAAAACAGAAGUGGUACAGGAGAAGGGCAUACUUAGGAAAUAUGAUAAACAAAUUCCCUGCAUACAAUUCUCAUACUCUGCUUUCAGUGUUUUUUUUUUUUUUUACCCUGUUAUACAUGAAACCUCUACCAUAUAGAAGUCAAAAACAGGUUAUGCUAAGAUAUAAAACAUCUUCUCUAUAGCUCUAACUUAUAGUCCUUGCUUUGCAAUUAGCUCAAACUUACAUAGCCUGCGCAGAACCACAUUCCCUGUUGCUUCAGGAAGGUAGUGUCCUAGCUCAGUUAGCUUGCAGGUGAUCCCUUUUCAAUCAUAUUUAUUUUUGCUGUUUAACAGCUGCUGUAACCCACUGAACAACUACAUGGUUUUUAAUGAUACUGAUGGACUGUACACAUACACUUUUGAGGCUGAAAAAAAGGUAGCAUUUACUUUUGGAUGUUGUCAACUGCAAAUUAAUUAAACACUGAGGUUGAUUACUCAAUUCUAUUCUUAACCCUAGCAAAUGAUAAUUCUGAAAAAGGACUGUUAUUAGCAUUGGUCAUUUGGUAGUGGGGCAGAGGGUAGGGGCCUUAAGGGGUUAGGAGGCCUGGGGGGGUUGGGGUCCUCAAGGGGUAAGGGUGCCUCAGGGAAGUGGUGGGCCUCAAGGGGCUAGGGGGUCUCAAGGGGGUCUCAGGAGAGUAUGGGGUCUCAGGGGGCGGGAAGCCUCAGGAGGUAGGGGAGUCUCAGGGGGCUAGGGGGUCUCAGCCCCUCCUAAACAAAUAUUUUGGGGAGGGGGUCACCAUUCCCCAUACAGUUUGGUGCAGAAAUUAAAGCAAGUGCUGCAUAAUAUUGUUUGGCAAAAUAUUCAGCUUUGUCAUUUAUCCACAAAUUGUAGUAUCAGCAUCAGACUUAGUAAUAUAAAGUUGUAGGACUGAUAAUUGUUAUUUGUACUUCAAGGAUGACUGCCCAGCUUGUAGCCAACAACCACAAGUAUUAACCUUGCCUGAAGAUGCCACCCUUAAAUCCCUGAUUGAUUUUCUGAUGGAGAGCCAGACAUAGUAAGUAUGAAUGGAUUGUGGGUAUAAAUUAAAGUGAAAGUUGAUAUUAUUUUAAUAUUCAUUUCAAAUGUUUUUCUUCAACAGUCAGAUGAAGGCACCUGGUCUGACAACUAUUAUUGAUGGAAAAAACAAAACCUUGUACAUGCAGGUAACAUUUUCAAUGAAUUGGACUUCAAGUUAACCCCAAAAGAGAGUACAAUAACCCUGAGAGAAGUGUAUCAGAAAUACAGCUACUGCUCUUAUUAACCCAUUAUUCACAUCAAUUCUAAUACAGUAAAUUAUAUGCUCAUUCUUAGUUUAUAUUGAAUCAUUGCGGCACCUUAUGAAUAAAGGUUUGAUUCUUGUAGACAGUGAAGUCUAUUGAGGAGAGGACAAAACAGAAUCUACCUAAGAAGUUAAAAGGUAUGAAAGCUGUGUAUAUACAUGAAUAGAGAUGCUCUAUUCUAAGAUUAAUUGUCCACUGUCAAAUUUUGUCAACUUUUGAUUUUGGUUCUAGUACUCAACCAUUAAGAUAUAGAGGGCUUGUUGGUGAACUGAGUUAAUUUACAAGAAGUGCCUUGCAUUCUGCUAGGAUCAUCAAUUUUGUAUGUAAAUAGAUGGAGAAAGAUAAUGUAUUUUUAAGCUGCAUUGUCAAACAAAGGAAAAUGUUUCCUUUUUUCAUGAGUGUGAUGAUCUGAAGGAAAUGCUUAUACUGUAACAGUUGGUUCUUUCCACAUCAAUUGAAGAUUAGUUUUACUGCAGUAACAUACAAAUUACUUUUUUUGAUACUUCAUUUCUCUUUUCAGAUAUUGGUCUGACUGAUGGACAGGAAGUGGUAGUAGCCGAUUCCACAACACCUAAACCAAUUAUUUGUAGAAUAUACUUCUCCUCUGGAAUGGAGUGAACCUUUUAUUUCAAUGUUCUGAUUAAAAGGUUUCUUACAUUGUUAUCAACUGAUGAUUUAAAAAAAAUUAAAAAUAAAAAAAUACAUGUAAGCCUGUCCCAAUUCAAAAUUGUCCUGUUUUAUACUACAAUUAAAAAAACAAUGCAUGUUGUAAAUUUUAUAUUAAUUUCCUUUUGUUGCAUAAAUUUUUGUAAUAUGUUUUGUUUGUAAAUAAAGUUAUUUCCUUUGUUAUGUCAGUUUAUAGAUUUUUCCACUGAUCUAAAAUGUGAAUAUCAUAUAUUUGAACUGCACAUGAAGAUGAAGAUGGAAGGGAUUAUGAACACUACUAAUUUACAGCCGUCAUGGAAA
Messenger RNA from Pocillopora meandrina, 9564 nucleotides. The record is from the annotation of a GenBank genome assembly. NCBI's taxonomy places the organism in Eukaryota, Metazoa, Cnidaria, Anthozoa, Scleractinia, Pocilloporidae.